ACAACUAUUUCUAGAAUGCUGAGUGCGACAAGAGAGAGUGAGUAUAGCGCCACGACUAGGCCGGUAAUUGGUCUUCAAGUCCAAGUCACCAUUGAUCUCACACCAAAAGUUCACUUUAGUAUUGCAAAAAAAUUCUCAUGUGUGGAAAGAAUACAAAUUUAGCGACAUGUGCAAAAAUAGUAAAUUUAGAGUGCUACACUUCGAAUUUGCUAUACCUGGCCAUCUUCUUUGUUUCUUUUGGAAGCUACAAAUGGAGCGCGUUAAUUCGAGUCAUUAGAACGAAGCGUCUUCUAGCUCGGAGCGUUAAUCGAUCUUUAUAGCAUCACAUUGGCUUCGUGCUCUGUGUCCGGACCUGCACGUGUUCCCGGCGGGCGCAGAAACGGACAGAGCCUGACGGAGGCGUCCCGGUCCCGGCCCCAAUCAGUAGGAGGCAGGGCAAAUGCCAUUUCCCUUUCGCUGUUAAUUACUCCAAUCAGUAGCUUGCUGUGUGUGGUUUGAUCCCAGGGGUAGGAAAAGUAUUCGAGGAUGUCACUGUCAGGGAGACUUGACUCGAUAGAGAGAUAGAGUAUAGCGCACCAUUAGGCGUUAAUUUCUCUAUGAGUCCGAUCUCCAGUGAUCUCUUUCAGGCCAAAAGUUCAUUCUAGUAUUGGAAUUUUUUUCCCAAGAUCAUGUGUGUAAAGUACAAAAUUUAGCGACAUGUACAGAAACAACAAAUUUAUAAUAGUGCAAUUACAGUUUGCUAUUUCUUUGCUAUAUUAGGCCAUCUUAUCUGUUUGUUUUUCGAAGCUACAAAUGGAAAUAAUUUCCACGAAAUAUUACAGUACGAUAGUUAAUUUCCACAUAUAUAUAUACGAGGGCACAUACAAGUGACCAGCUGUUUUAGAUUGUUUUCGAAACUUUAAAGUUAGUACUACAUCUUACAAAAAAGCAAGAAACAAGUAAAAAUAAUCUUUCUAAACAUUAGUCAUUUAACUAAGAGAGUGGAUAUUUCUAAGUCGUUUGAUUUUUAAACAAAAAAAUUAAAUCUAAACUGUUGCAUCAGAAUCGUUGGAUUAAGAUAUAUUGCGUAACUGUAAAUGUCAUCUUCACUUCUCAUGCUCUUAAGUGUUGCCGUUUGAUUAAGAUCCAACUACCAAACAAGUCAACUGAUUACUAACUAAAAUUCAGACAAUUACUCUGUAGCAAAACCGUUCAGGGGACCUUUCACUCUCACCUUCCUUUGCUCUGGUUCCAUGUCUAGAUAUAUUUUUUUCUUUAGAGACAUGUCUAGAUAUAUUCCAAGGACGAUGCUGGUCCAUCAAUCAUUAUCAGGUUACCUCACCUGCCCACAGCACACGCACCACCUGUACAAAACACCAGAUAUUGUGACAAACCGCACAGCCAACCAUUCGUUUAGUCAGAGACAUGGUACGCGCGCGUGUGUGUUUUAAGGUGUGACUACGUCUCAAGCACCUGAUAUUUAAAAAAAAAGGAUUAAAUCUUAGUCGAUAGUAUUUGAGCCAUAGGAUUUGUGUCUGGAAACCAUUCCUACACUUUUAUCUCCAUCGUUCAUUCCAAAUCUUGAAGCACAUGGCAGAUCUGACGGUUGAGCAAUCGACUAAUCUCUAACUGAAAACAAGCGAUUUAGAUAUAACAAAACCGUUUUUAUAAAGCCCGCCAGAUUAAUAAACGAAAGAAUUCUUACGCGAAUCACUUAACUUUCCCCUCAACUUUUGACUUAGCGUUUGCCGCAAACACCAAAUCAUCACACUAGACUUGAAUCACUAAAAAAUCUUCGAAAGCGAGCGAAUCGGAUGCCGGCAACCCGGCGGCAACGCCGAUAAUGACGGAUAUAAUAUAGGCAACGCCGAGGAUUAUGCUCAAGUUUUGCACUCUUGUCACGAUGCACCAUUGGGUGGGUGGGUGGGUCAAUGAUGGGGUCACCCAUGUCGUUCACGGGGUCUCAUAUAACCGGGGAAGUGACGAUGCGCAGUUCAGCUAGGAUUUUCCACACUUGAUCACGGAAGAGAGAUCAAUCAAAAGGAAACCGAGGAAUUAGCUGCCUAGCUAGCAAGGCAGGUGGUGAUCGAUGGCGCAAGGGGAGUCCACCGGCGUAGUGGCGAGGCGCGGCGGCGGCGGCAAGCCGCACGCGGUGGUGGUGGUGUACCCGCUGCAGGGCCACAUCAUCCCGGUGACGCACCUGGCGCUGCGGCUGGCGUCGCGGGGCUUCGCCGUGACGUUCGUCAACACGGAGGCCGUGCACGACCAGACGGCGCGCGCGCUCGGCGUCGACCCGGCCGGCUACGACGUCUUCGCCGGCGCGCGCGGCGAGUGGUCGUCCGAGAUGGACGUGCGGUACGAGCUGGUCAGCGACGGGCUCCCCGUGGGGUUCGACCGAUCGCUGCACCACGACGAGUUCAUGGAGGCGCUGUUCAGCGCGCUCUCCGGCCACGUCGAGGCGCUGCUCCGCCGCGUCGUCGUGGACCCGGCGUCCACGUGUCUCGUCGCCGACACCUUCUUCGUGUGGCCGGCCACGCUGGCCAGGAAGUUCGGCAUCGCGUACGUGUCCUUCUGGACGGAGCCCGCGCUCAUCUUCAACCUCUACUACCACGUGCACCUGCUCACCAACAACGGCCACUUCGGAUGCGACGAGCCGCGGAAGGACACCAUCACGUACAUCCCGGGCGUGCCGGCGAUCGAGCCGCGGGAGCUCAUGUCGUACCUGCAGGAGACGGACACGACCACGGUGGUGCACCGCAUCAUCUUCAAGGCGUUCGAGGAGGCGCGCGGGGCCGACUACGUGCUCUGCAACACCGUGGAGGAGCUGGAGCCGUCCACCAUCGCCGCGCUCCGGGCCGAGAAGCCCUUCUACGCCGUGGGCCCGAUCUUCCCGGCGGGCUUCGCGCGCAGCGCAGUCGCCACCUCCAUGUGGGCCGAGUCCGACUGCUCCCACUGGCUGGACGCGCAGCCGCCCGGGUCCGUGCUCUACAUCUCCUUCGGCAGCUACGCGCACGUCACCAAGCAGGAGCUCCACGAGAUCGCGGGCGGGGUCCUGGCCAGCGGCGCGAGGUUCCUGUGGGUGAUGCGCCCCGACAUCGUCAGCUCCGACGACCCUGACCCGCUCCCCGAGGGCUUCGUGGCGGCGUCCGCGGGGCGCGGGCUCGUGGUGCCCUGGUGCUGCCAGGUGGAGGUGCUCUCCCACGCCGCCGUGGGGGCGUUCCUGACGCACUGCGGCUGGAACUCCGUGCUGGAGAGCGUGUGGGCCGGGGUGCCCAUGCUGUGCUUCCCGCUGCUCACCGACCAGUUCACCAACCGGCGCCUGGUGGCGCGCGAGUGGCGCGUCGGCGUGCCCGUCGGGGACCGCGGCGCCGUGUUCGCGGACGAGGUGAGGGCGAGGAUCGAGGGGGUGAUGGCCGGGGAGGAAGGGGAGGAGCUCAGGAAGGCGGUGAAGAAGGUGAGGGCCACGCUCGAGGCCGCCGCCGCGCCUGGCGGGUCGUCGCAGCGGAGUUUCGACCAAUUCGUCGACGAGCUCACUCGCCGUUGCGGCGGACGUUGAGCCGAUCGAAUCGGUCAGAUGCGCCUAUCCACGUCCUGUAUUCUCUCGUGUAAUCUAUGUGCACGUAUAAAUCGGAGACCUAAGUGAAACGUAAGACUCCUACUAUUUCUCUCCAGCAAACUUUCUGUAUCAUGUACUCCGUACUCUUGUAAAAAACAUCCUGCGAAACUCGCACGUCUAUUGAACAAAACGAAAUCAAAUACUCCGUA
Brachypodium distachyon (stiff brome) is the source of this 3744-nucleotide messenger RNA. RefSeq names its product UDP-glycosyltransferase 86A1. Lineage: Eukaryota; Viridiplantae; Streptophyta; Magnoliopsida; Poales; Poaceae. The coding region runs from base 2069 to 3535 and encodes 488 amino acids. Gene Ontology annotation, molecular function: UDP-glycosyltransferase activity. The transcript has 2 exons. The record is from RefSeq and is a predicted model, not a curated record.